AUGCGAAACUCAGCAAGUGUCUCGAGAAGCAACGACUUUGAGACCAAGAGAAAUGUAGAGCUAUCAAAACUUCACAUGAUCGGCGAUGUUCUCAUCCAUGUUUACAGAAUGAUAGCAGACCAGGAAUACCCAGAUAGAUGGGCUCUGAAUGCUGCUUGCUGUCAAAAAGCUUGGUUCAAGCUGUACCUCGAGGAAGCUGAUCGAUAUUAUCACCACCAAAUGUUUUCUCCGCGUUCGAUGGCAGCUAUUGGAUCAAUUUUUGCACAUUCUCUCCGUCAUAUGGCCAAAAUACUCAAUAUCUACGAUGAAUGGACCAGGAAUUCCUUGAAAAGCUCUCUUAUUUAUAAACUGGAGCAAGAAGAAUCAGAAAAUCUCCUCGACUUUUGGUGCGAGCAAGAAAUGGACCCGCGAAGAAGACGAGAGCUAAUUCAACAAUGCGUUCUGAAAACAGAAAUACCACCGGCUGCUCUUGGACACUAUUACUUUUAA
Messenger RNA from Oikopleura dioica, 489 nucleotides. NCBI's taxonomy places the organism in Eukaryota, Metazoa, Chordata, Appendicularia, Copelata, Oikopleuridae. The record is from the annotation of a GenBank genome assembly.